GUUCUUGAAAGUCGUCCUCACUUUCCCUAUUCUAGUAUUCCCUUUAAUUGGAUGUAAUCCCAUGCGAAAGAUCUUUAUGGUGAAGUUACCUAACAGGCUUGUGAAAUUGACCACUGUCAGAUUGCAAGUACGAAGUAUUCGCUCUCAAUGAGCUAUGUUAGCGCUGUACACAAACGAGCGGAAGCCAGCCAUCGAAAAAGCAGUGACUCGUCCUUACUAUUUCUUCCUGCAGCAGACUGUCACCCUGCCGCUCCAGUCAAACACAGGGCCCUGAGUUAGGUUGAUGAUAUAGGACAGCUUAUAUCGCCGCCGUCACCAAUAAUUCCAUGGCGAGUUACAGGCGGCUGGGGUCGGACACAUCGGAUCUAGCGGACUGGAUGGGCUUGCUACCUGUCUGUCUAACCUCUAUACCGCUAAGGUGUCUGGCCAUUCCAGGUUCUCAUGCCUCUUUUAGUUGUACCGUAUCACAUUUUAAUGAUAUUUCACCCGACAACUCAUUGCUAGUAAAAGUCCUGGGAAACAUUUCCUGUUGCGUGGGAAGGGAAAGGAUUUAUCAAUGGAGUCGGACUCAAGACCUUUCGGUGAAACAACAGCUUACUUCCGGUGUACGCUACUUUGAAGCCCAAGUCGCAGCUCGUUCUAGAACAGGCGAUUUCCGAGUUGUGUGUGGUCUCUAUGGAGACGAACUGAGGUCAUGCAUGACAGAAAUAAAAUCGUUUUUAGAUACGCACGAAAAAGAAGUCAUCAUUUUAGAUAUAAAUAACUUUUAUAACAUGGACGACAUUUUGCACAUGAAACUUCUUUCUAUCAUUACACAUUGCUUUGAUGACAAACUAUGUCCGUUUAACACAGGAAGUGACGUCAGUUUGAAUUCCUUAUGGAAUCAGGGUUACCAGGUCAUUGUGAUAUAUCAUCAUGAAAUUAUCAAUGAAUACGAUAAUUUCUGGCCUGGAACUUCAAUAAACUAUUAUCCACCAGUAGCCCCUGUCACAUCAGCCGAACUCAUACUCCAACUAGAAAAACAUUCUGAGAAUGCGCCAGAAACAAAACAUUUCAAGUGCUUAAGGGGAAUAGUCUCGUAUUCAAAACGGAAGUGUCUCUCGCGGUUGUCAAGUUCCAGGAAACAUGAAAUUUCGACCAAAGUGACACCCGAAAUUACAACGUGGUUACAAGAAAAACACAGAGAGAACAUUAACAUUGUCAUCGUCGAUUAUAUGCACUUGUCGAACUUUGUAAGGCAUCUUGUAUACCAAAAUGCGUCAAGGGGAAGUAACUCAACAAGGGUGUCGCUGACAAACGGUGAAAUGUCGGUACCACAGGAGCAGGUCACAAUCUAAUCAAUCAUCUAGAUGAGCUAGCUUUCAUACACUUCCUCUUGCCAUUACCAGUACAAUUUCCCCAUGACCAUUACUAGUAGCAGUAUAAUUUUAGAAAUGUUGCAUGUAAAUGUUGUAGUUUAGGUAUAACGAAUGCUGGUAUGACGCUAAAAACAACUAAGGUAACAUGUGCGGAUCUAGAGGAGUCUGAAGGCUAAUUGCGUUUUCUGGGUUGGUCCGAGGCCUUUUUUCGGUAAUAUUGCUGUGUGGAUUUAGGAAAUUUAGGAUCCCCUCCCACCACUUUAUAUCCGUGUAUGCAGUUUAUUUGCUUAACGUAUGCAAGUCGUUUGCCAUGAGACCCUUAAUGUACACAGGAUUUAUGAGAUUCACAAUGAUGAACAUGAAGGAAAGAAAACAUUAUUUUCAAGUCAACUAUUGGGCCGAUAACUUUGAAAGAUGUAUUAUAAUAAAUUAUUAGAUUAAGGUAGUGUUUGAAAUUCUCUCAUACAAUUGCAAUUGCUUGUUUUAAUUUGCACAAAAGAUUUAUGAAAAUAAAAAUAAAUUGAAAUAACUGAAGUUUUUUUUAAAAGAUAUUGUAUUGCAUCUGUGACAUUAUCAUUGGAUUAACCCUGGUGCAUAUCGCUCAUCUUGUUAUUACGAGCUUUUAUUGUGAAGUUAUAAUUAUUGAACCGUACUACAAAACCUCUAAAUGUAAGCAUUUAGUAUUUGAGUCAUAAUUCAUAUAGAAUCGUUUUUUACUAACAGGUAAAAGAAUGGUCAUAAUUAUCCUGUCUGUUUCUCUCUGGUUAAAAUAAUUCGGAUGGACUGCAUGGUUUGUCUAUCCAAUUUUGUUUUCAACCAGAAAGCUACAAAUCUGCAGAUAUCCUGGAGAAUUUAAAGUUGAAAUUUAUACACUAGAAACAUUAAAGAACUGAAAUAUGGGGAAUUUUGAUAAAGCCUUAUAAUCAUUAAAUCAUUCCUGAAGUGUUUUUUAAAUACCAAGAUGGGUAUUAAUUUAAAAUCUAAGUAAAGCAGUGUUGUAUGUCGUAACUGCAAAACAAUUAUAGCUUUACGAUCGGGAAACCCGUUUCGGGCGACAGCUCCAAAAAACAAAAAAAAAAAAACUUAGAUUGAAUGGCAAGCCAUUUAUUAUUUUUUUCAAAACCAAUCGAUCCUUUAAUAUAGUUCAAUUGAAAAUAAAAGUAUAUAUUAUCAGAUUAUCUAUGUUUCCCGCGGGCCUCCAGUUGAGGUAUUGAUGAUUUGGCACAACACAUGUUUCAGCAAUUUAUACGUGUCUGUGUGAUAGAACAGGUUGCAAGUGAUUUUAAUUAUUGGUUGUUUGAAUAAAUUUAUUAAUGCUGUCAUAUAUGUUUCUAUAUUAUACAGUUUUAUUCAAGUUCUUUAUUUGGUAAAGUCACUUGUGGGUUUCCAUUCAUGUAAAGUAGAGAGUAUUCAGAUUGUUGUUCAUGGUCUAGUGAUUCUUUACUUUGGUUGGAUUGUU
This is a messenger RNA of Magallana angulata, 2817 nucleotides long. RefSeq names its product PI-PLC X domain-containing protein 3-like. The coding region runs from base 327 to 1337 and encodes 336 amino acids. The record is from RefSeq and is a predicted model, not a curated record. Gene Ontology annotation, molecular function: phosphoric diester hydrolase activity. The transcript is spliced from 3 exons. Gene Ontology annotation, biological process: lipid metabolic process. NCBI's taxonomy places the organism in Eukaryota, Metazoa, Mollusca, Bivalvia, Ostreida, Ostreidae.